CUUGGUGUCCUUACUCAGAAUGGAGAGUGGUGAAGAUGAUCCUCCACCUGAAGUGGACCAAGCUCUGGUUAAAAUGGCGCAAGUCCUAAAUCUGAUGCAGCUAAACCAGGACAGAAUCAAUGGUGGCAAUGCACGUGUCACUAUUCAGGAGUUUCUCCAGCUCAACCCGCGCACUUUUGAUGUCACCGCAGAGCCAAUUGAUGCUGAUGAUUGGUUACGCGAGAUGAACAAGACUAUCAGUGUGACACAUGUGGCUGAUGAGGACCGUGUUCCGUAUGUGACAUAUCUUCUUCGUGGAGUUUCAGCCGCAUGGUGGGACAAUCAUCUGCUGAUGAAAGCACCAGAUGCAAUCAUUACCUGGGAUGAGUUUCAGCUGCUUUUCAAGCGUCAUCACAUCCCUGACAGCAUCAUGGAGAGAAAGCGAGAAGAGUUCUGCAAUUUGUCUCAAGGCAACAACACUGUGCUGGCUUAUAGAGAUGCUUUCUUAAAACUGGCUCGUUAUGCUGGAGAUGAGGUAUCUACGGAUGCCAAAAAGCAAGCCAUGUUUCACAAAGGCCUGAACCCAGAGAUCAAGUAUGCUAUACUCUUGGUCAAGUGCAAUACCUUCGAGGAGCUCGUUAACACAGCGCUCCAAGAAGAGUAUGGUCGUGCAAUGCUAGAAGACUCUCGUAAGCGCUCUCGUGAAGCAGCUUCUUCCUCAGCAACUGCUAUGCCUCCUCGGAAACGUAGGAUUUGGGUUCCUUAUGCUGCUCCUGCACAACCCACCUACAUGCCUGAACCGAGUGCAAAGGCCUAG
Molecule: messenger RNA, 796 nt
Organism: Lolium rigidum
Lineage: Eukaryota; Viridiplantae; Streptophyta; Magnoliopsida; Poales; Poaceae
Exons: 2
Coding region: 20-796 (258 amino acids)
Source: RefSeq, a predicted model, not a curated record